This is a messenger RNA of Oncorhynchus tshawytscha (Chinook salmon), 743 nucleotides long. Its product is annotated as eEF1A lysine and N-terminal methyltransferase. Lineage: Eukaryota; Metazoa; Chordata; Actinopteri; Salmoniformes; Salmonidae. The record is from RefSeq and is a predicted model, not a curated record. The coding region runs from base 278 to 586 and encodes 102 amino acids. The transcript is spliced from 3 exons.
AGCUCUCUCCCAUGGGGAUGGGAGAUGUGAUUAUUCCAUAUUUUAUCAUUAUUUAUUUCUCUAUUGUCUCCCCCUUAUUCCUUCAACCGUUUUCCCCCUUUCUCCAUCCCUGGCCCCGUCCCUCUCCCUGUAUGUGUUCCGUUCCUGUCGGUGGGAAGUGAGCUAGGUUGGAGGGAGGUAGUGAGUCGUGGUAACAGUGUUCUGAGUGGUCAGUACUCUGUAGAGGACGUGAGAGGAGAGGUUGGUCAUCUCAACUGCAGACUAGUGUUCCUGUUUAAUGAAGGACUGGUCCAGUCAGAGAGCUGCCUCACUGACCCAACAACCACAGCAGCCUCUACUCAGAAAAAGAGCAGAAGGAAAGCCCUCUGCCCCUCCCCCUGUGCCCUCACAGACACCAGGUGGCACCCUGGCGGUGGAUAAGGGCUUGGUCUGUUGUGCCCACCACAGGGUCAUGGUGGCUGGCCUUGCCAUACUAGGGGUGGGCUCCAACCACAACAAAGACGUCCUAGUGUCAGUGCUCCUGGUGGGGCUGGGUGGAGGAGGGCUGGAGCUGGACCCUGCAGUGCUGAACCUGAAGGUUGCAUGAGGAUGAGAAUGAGGAGAAGAGGGGAAGACCUUGUGAACAAGUAUCAUGAUCUCAUACUUUACUGUAUACAAAAUAAAAACAUGUACAGAUGUAGUUUAUUCUAACACUAUCAAUCAAGUAAAGAAUGUUUUAUUCUCAAACUUCUCUCUGGUGUUUA